UGAACAAUUUGAAACCCCCCAAUUCCCUCUCUUCUCCUACAGACCUCACUGGCGGCGUCAGUACUCACCUGAACCCUAGAUACGCUCAACUUCAAUUUCAAAUGGCGGCGGUGCCACAGGUCACUGGCACGGAGCUAGUGAGUCCUCCCUCCGACGGCAUAUCUAAUCUCCGUUUCUCCCAUCACUCUGAUCAUCUCCUCGUCUCUUCUUGGGACAAACGUGUUCGCCUAUAUGAUGCCAGUGCCAAUGUGUUAAGAGGGGAGUUCCUGCAUGGAGGUGCAGUCCUUGAUUGCUGCUUUCAUGAUGAUACCUCUGGUUUUAGUGCUAGUGGUGAUAAUACUGUCAGGAGGCUUGUUUUUGACCACGAAAGGGAGGACGUUUUGGGACGCCAUGAUGCACCUGUUCGCUGUAUUGAGUACUCUUAUGCAACUGGGCAAGUAAUCACUGGCAGUUGGGACAAAACUCUGAAGUGUUGGGAUCCAAGAGGUGCCAGUUCACAGGAGCGUGCUCUUGUUGGAACAUACACUCAACCAGAGCGUGUUUAUUCUAUAUCACUUGUUGGAAAUCGUGUAGUAGUCGCAACUGCUGGACGUCAUGUUAAUGUCUAUGAUUUGCGGAAUAUGUCUCAGCCUGAACAACGAAGAGAAUCCUCAUUGAAAUACCAAACCAGAUGUGUACGAUGUUAUCCUAAUGGAACAGGUUAUGCGCUUAGCUCUGUGGAAGGUCGAGUUGCAAUGGAGUUUUUUGAGCUUACUGAGGCUGGUCAGGCCAAAAAAUAUGCAUUCAAGUGUCAUCGGAAAUCAGAAGCCGGAAGAGACAUUGUCUACCCUGUAAAUGCUAUUGCGUUUCACCCAGUCUAUGGAACAUUUGCAACGGGCGGUUGUGAUGGUUUUGUAAAUGUAUGGGACGGAAACAACAAGAAGAGGCUUUAUCAGUAUUCAAAGUACCCGACAAGUGUUGCUGCCUUGUCGUUCAGCAGAGAUGGUCGAUUAUUGGCAGUGGCAUCCAGUUAUACAUACGAAGAGGGAGAGAAAUCUCACGAACCAGAUGCCAUAUUCGUUCGCAACGUGAAUGAAGUUGAAGUGAAGCCAAAGCCUAAAGCUUACCCAAAUCCUUCUUCUUAACUCAAGAUUGAAGAGAGCUUUGUAGUUUGAAUGUAAUUCCUCAUCCUCUUCAGUAAAACACCAUAAUCAACAACUACAUUCAUUCAAGUCUGUUGUGUACAAUUACUUCAAGAGCUUUAUAAUGCUUACUUUGACUUUGUUUCU
Messenger RNA from Cynara cardunculus var. scolymus (artichoke), 1268 nucleotides. Its product is annotated as mitotic checkpoint protein BUB3.1-like. The record is from RefSeq and is a predicted model, not a curated record. The transcript has 9 exons. Gene Ontology annotation, cellular component: mitotic checkpoint complex; kinetochore; phragmoplast. Gene Ontology annotation, biological process: mitotic spindle assembly checkpoint signaling. Lineage: Eukaryota; Viridiplantae; Streptophyta; Magnoliopsida; Asterales; Asteraceae. Bases 102 to 1124 code for a protein of 340 amino acids. Gene Ontology annotation, molecular function: ubiquitin binding.